UGAAACCUUUAUUAGUUGUCAUAUCUGCUGGUGUCACUUUGCUGGAUGCAGGAGAGAUGACGAGUGUCACAUCCUGCUGUUAUAUAAUGUAGAACUCAUCAAGCCAUCCAUAACCGCUGUGUCGACGUUACGGCUACACUCGAACAGAAACAAUCGCGAUGCUUCGUGUCUUCAUUGUGAUGGUGAUUGCCAUGGGCAUGUCAUCAGUUCUGAUCGCACCAACAAGCGACAUGAACCCCAUUUGCAAGACGACGACGGAGACGCUGAUCGCCCACCCCACUAAUUGUGCCCAGUACUACAACUGCAGCACUCCCGUCAGGAUAAUCGACAGCUACCUUAGAGAAAAGAACCUACGGGAAUGUCCCUACCCACAACUGUACAACUCUGACACACAGAGAUGUGAGCACUAUAGCAUGGUCCAAUGUGGCAACAAAUUUGAGCCCCUUGGUAUAUGCGAGUAUAAGAACAUAUGUUUUGGCGGAAGAUACUGUGGGGCACCUUGUCAUGUCUACAACCCUUCCUGUAGGAACCUCUCCGACGGCCUCAACGUCUACGAAUAUCGAAUCAAAUCCUCUUACUUCGUUGUGUGUGUCAAACAGAGACUGGUCUACAGUGGCCAGUGCCCCGAUCUCGGAACGGGGAGACCACGCUUUGACCCAAACUUACGUGCCUGUAGUUGUUCGUAAAAACUCAAUGGUUUUACAAAUCCAAAAGGACAAUAAAGAACUUUAUCAACAA
Molecule: messenger RNA, 738 nt
Organism: Haliotis rubra (blacklip abalone)
Lineage: Eukaryota; Metazoa; Mollusca; Gastropoda; Lepetellida; Haliotidae
Exons: 4
Coding region: 159-686 (175 amino acids)
Cellular component (GO): extracellular region
Molecular function (GO): chitin binding
Source: RefSeq, a predicted model, not a curated record